Molecule: messenger RNA, 728 nt
Organism: Pisolithus orientalis
Lineage: Eukaryota; Fungi; Basidiomycota; Agaricomycetes; Boletales; Pisolithaceae
Exons: 1
Source: RefSeq, a predicted model, not a curated record
UGCCAAACAAAUCCCUCCGCUCGUCUUUGGCCCUCUCCUCUAUAAACACAAGUUUUUUCGUGAAAUCGACAUCCGACAACAGACCAGGAAAGAUAUCCGCGCAAUGUACCAGAGUAUUCCAUUGUAUUCAUCCUCUCCUGGUUUGCUGCUGCUGGUCACGCAAGCCCUGUGGGUGGGCCGUCGUAUUCAAUCGAUCGUAACGAGAAACCGGGUGACCUGCUGCGUUUCAAACGCCGUGUCAUCCAGUAUGUAUACCGAGUGGGCCCCGGCGAAUACUCCCUUUGGAGCCAUGUCAGUUGCCCUUGGGUUACGUGCGGAAGAGGAUGAACAAGUUCUGGAACAGCGACGAGGUUUGCUAAUUAGUAAUUAGUCUGCUAGACACACGACUUUGGACGGCGUCCGCUUUGACUUUGCGUAUAGCCCGCUCUCACUGGCUUACAUGGAAUGAUUGCGCUCCAUAAUGCAAGCUCGUGUGUAUUCAUGCCAUCAGUAAUGCCAGUUACAUCAGAAAAGGCAAGCACGGUUCAACUCGAAGUUGAUUGGCGUUGUCACUUCUAGGUUCAUGCCCAUCAACCUCAAGCAACACGAUCUCACUGUUAGUUACUGAUUGGACGCUAAACUUUAGGUUGAAGAUGGUCUCCGGGAAAUGGUAUUCAUGGAUAUUAUUAUAGUUAGUUCAGGGAUCUUUUGGCCCGAGAGCGAGCGCCGAGGGUGUGUCGUGAUUCACG